Messenger RNA from Mycotypha africana, 918 nucleotides. RefSeq lists its product as uncharacterized. Lineage: Eukaryota; Fungi; Mucoromycota; Mucoromycetes; Mucorales; Mycotyphaceae. The record is from RefSeq and is a predicted model, not a curated record. Bases 311 to 520 code for a protein of 69 amino acids. The transcript has a single exon.
GCCAAUCAAAUAUCGGGGCCCGGAAAAGAGUACGGAGGAAACGAGGCUUUUUGUGGCAUGAAACCCUCAGUACGAAAAGUUACGAAAAAGGCAUUUUUUUUUCUCGCUUAGCCUGAGCUUAAAUUCGAACAACAUAGGUUAUAAAUACAGGUCCAAAAAUUUUCCCUUUUGCUCAUCCCAUCAAUUCAACAUAAAGAUCGAUCUAUUCUAAGCUACCUUCUCUUUUUCCCUUCUACCAUUGUCGCAGAUCAAACAAAAACUACUUGUCAAUCAAAGUACUACUUUUACUAUUAUCACACUGUAACCAGCGAUGUCAGCAUCCGUGUUAGCCUAUAGCAACGCAUUCUCUUUCAAUACGACUUUAAAUGAAUAUACCUUUUGUCCACACUGCGGUGUUGAUGUAACAAUAUUUUCACACGAGGAUGAUUGUCCAAGUCUACGCCAACAACAAGAGAAUAGCCCAAUUAGUAACGGCACAAGUAAACCCACAACAGAAUCAUCCACGUCAUCGUCUACAUAGGAAGGCAUAGAAAAGAUUGCCUCCACAUACCUGAUUCAAGGCAUUUUUGUCUUCAGACGCACCGUAUUCCCCCCCUCCUUUCUCCUCUCUUGAUGCAAACCAAAAAAAAAAACGAUGGUGAGAGAGACCUAUACCUUCAUUCGUACAUAGUUCGCUUAACAACAACAACAAUAAUAAUAGUAAUUAUAAUAGUAAUCAUUAUUCUAAUAAUUUUAAUAGUAUAUAUAUAUACAUACAUUCUUUAUAUUUUUCCGUUUCUCUUGAUACUUGUAUAAAUAAAUUGGAUUGAAACCGUUUGAUUUUUUAUCGAACCACGACGUACACACACACACACACACACACACACACAUAAACUUUCUUUGAUGUUCUUUUCUCUUUCAUUUUUGUUCUUUGAGCGG